This is a messenger RNA of Ictidomys tridecemlineatus (thirteen-lined ground squirrel), 2120 nucleotides long. RefSeq names its product MINDY family member 4B (gene Mindy4b). Gene Ontology annotation, molecular function: K48-linked deubiquitinase activity; cysteine-type deubiquitinase activity. Gene Ontology annotation, biological process: protein K48-linked deubiquitination. NCBI's taxonomy places the organism in Eukaryota, Metazoa, Chordata, Mammalia, Rodentia, Sciuridae. The record is from RefSeq and is a predicted model, not a curated record.
UCCCGUCUAAACAAUUCCUGCUUCCACUUCUUCACAUUACCCAAACAGGUAUGGAAGUCUCCAGUGGGGAGCAAAGCCCUCCAGAGCUGGAUUUAGAGGAAAUAACAAGGAAGAUUGUAUUUCUUGAUAAAUGGAGGGAAAUCUUUAGUUAUCACAGGUUGGGAACCAAUAAUGCAACUCCGCAGAACCAUGAGGGGAACGCUGCGUCUGCUGAUGGAACUGGAGAUGGGACAGGAACACCUCAGCCCAGAGGACAGGGACGUUGGCCACCCAGGGGCCUUUGUCCUAUUCCCAGGCCCUCCGUCAUCUCCUCAAAAUCGGGCGGUUCUCCUAUCUCCCUGACAGUGGCCACAAAGCUGCGGCAGAGCCUCUUUGGAAACACCAUCCACAUCUUCAGCUAUGACUGGAACAAGGCCUAUUUCAAGUUCCACAGUCCUUUCUCUGGCCUUGCGUUUGCUUUGGAAGUGGCAAAGGGAGGCCCCCGGAGCAUUCAGAUGGCUGUACAAGGGUCCAUCAUCAAACAUCUCUUGUUUACCAGGAAGGACAGAGACUGUCACCUUCGCAGUUUACAACACCUGAGCAGGCAGCAGCAGGAGCAAGCCCUGGCCACGGUGCUGACUGACAUCCUGUGGGUCUCAGGAGCCGCUCAGAAGGCCGUUGUCUGCGUGGUUACCGAGGACACCUAUGUUGACUGGACUCCUGACUACUCCAGGGACAACUUCACUGAGAGGCUCCAGCUGUUUGAAUUUUCAGAGAAGGAAGCGGCUGAGAAAUUCAUCGGGGAUCACUUGGAGAGUUUCAAAGGGGAAGGGAGUCGCGGCGUUGUGCUGUUCCUUUACAGCCUGAUCUUGUCCAGGACGUUCGAGAGGCUUCAGGAAGACCUGGACUCAACCACCCCACACCUGUUACAGCCCAGCGCUGGAGGCUUCCUGUGCAGGCAGGCCAUUCUGAACAUGAUUCUCACUGGAAGAGCAAGUCCCAACGUGUUCAACGGUUGUGAGAAAGGGGAGGCUCAGGAACUGCUUCAUGGAGUCCUGGCCCGCAGUGACGUUGGCUACCUGCAGUGGGGUCAGGAUGCCUCCCAGGAUGACAGACUCUCAGAGGUGGGAAGCAUGCUGAAGACCCCCAGAUUCCCCAUCUGGCUGUGUAACAUCAAUGGAAACUGCAGCGUCCUUUUUUGCACAAACAGGCAGCUCUUAUCAGACUGGAAAAUGGAGCAUGUCUUUGAUCUGUACCUGUACAGUGGUCAGCGCUCGCAGAGGAAGCCCUCACAUCUUACCGUAGAUACACACUCCCAUCACUGGGAGAGGGGCAGACGUGAAGAUGGACACAGACCCGGAAGACGGUUCUCUCCCCUGGAGAUGGCAAUCAGAACCAAGUGGAGAGAGGCCACCAUCACCUGGAAUGGGACUGGUCCCUUUUUCUAAAGAGAAAACCAGGUUGUGCGAUAAAGUCUAAGUCUCUGAACUGUUGGGGUGCAAAAGCCAGGGUGGGCGUGGGUGAUUUCUACAUUCCCGUCAUGAGCCCCAUUGAAAUUACCACGAGUAGCCUUUGGUUUUCUCCCUGCUAAGUCCCCCCGGCAGUGCCAUAGGCAUUGGCAUCAUAGAGAAACAGCACUCGCACCAGGGUCUUCCCAGCGGACCCUCGGCUCCUUAACCUCACGCCUUCCUUUCACCCAAAGGAUGCUAGGAAGCCUCUCCUGUGCCUGCUCUUUCCAAGUUCCUCUUCUGCUUUGGUUCUUCACGCGGACUACGGGAGCAGGCAGCCAGCUUCCAUUUGGGGGUGACGUCAUCGGCAGUACGUCAUCCCCUCUCAGUCAUGGCAAGAACACAAGCCUUCUCGGAGACUCCUGGCAGGGGGACUGGUCCCCUCCAAGGACACGCUCGCCUGCCCACGUGGAUGAGUUCUUGUCCUCAAAUGGUAAACGGGCUCUUUGGGCUGGAAGGGAGCUCCUCCUGGUGGGCUGGUCACUCUGGCCAGGUGCAGGGGCCCCAAGUGGUCAAGGAGACCCAGCCUGGAGACACCCUCUUUCCAUCGCGGUAUUGCUGCAUUCUUUCCAGUGUUGAAUUUGUUUCUUUUUCAUAAGAUAAAUAUUAAUGAUAUCAAUAAACAAAAACUAA